Leishmania mexicana MHOM/GT/2001/U1103 is the source of this 882-nucleotide messenger RNA. Its product is annotated as putative NAD+ synthase. Lineage: Eukaryota; Euglenozoa; Kinetoplastea; Trypanosomatida; Trypanosomatidae. Gene Ontology annotation, molecular function: glutaminase activity; NAD+ synthase (glutamine-hydrolyzing) activity. Gene Ontology annotation, cellular component: cytoplasm. The record is from RefSeq and is a predicted model, not a curated record. The transcript has a single exon. Gene Ontology annotation, biological process: NAD+ biosynthetic process. Bases 1 to 882 code for a protein of 293 amino acids.
AUGCCGGUGGCGCCGCUUCAUCCAGAGCUUCAGCGCGUGCUGAAAGAGAACCGCAGGGCCCGGACUUUCGACCCGGUGGCAUGGAUUGAGAUGAAGUGCGCGAAGCUGAACGACUACAUGCACCGGUCCGGUCUGAAGGCCUGCGUGACGAGUGUCUCUGGCGGGAUUGACUCGGCUGUCGUGCUCGCCAUGUGUGCGCGCGCAAUGCGAGCGCACAACAGCCCCAUUCAGAAAAACGUGGGACUGUGCCAGCCCAUCCACAGUAGUGACUGGGCACUGAGGAGGGGAAAGGAGAACAUCGCUGCCUGCGGCGCGACGGAGGUCGUUGUUGACCAAACCGCCCUCCACACCGAACUCGCCACGCUUGUAGAGAAGGCUGUCGGCAUCGACGGCGGCGCCUUUGCGCGUGGGCAGCUGCGCAGCUACAUGCGCACCCCACCGAGCUUUUACGUGGCGCAGCUGCUCACCCAAGAAGGUACGCCGGCGAUCGUCAUGGGCACCGGCAACAAGGACGAAGACUUUUACCUGGGCUACUUCUGCAAGGCUGGCGACGGUGUCGUGGAUGUGCAGAUCAUCUCCGACCUACACAAGAGCGAGGUGUUUCUGGUCGCCGAGGUGCUUGGGGUGCCGGAGAACACGCGCAAUGCCGCCCCUUCCGCCGACCUCUGGGAAGCACAGACGGACGAGGAUGAGCUGGGCUUCCCGUACGACUUUGUGGAGCUUUUCACGGAGUGGUACUUGAAACAGCGCGAGACGACCAAGUUCGAAUUCCUGAAUAGCCUAUCUGAUGAGGCCCGAGACCAGUUUGAGCGGUACGUGGCCGCCUGCGAGCUCGUGCACCGCCGCAACGCGCACAAGCUGCAAGGCCAAGUGAACCUCUGA